Molecule: messenger RNA, 4257 nt
Organism: Rotaria sp. Silwood2
Lineage: Eukaryota; Metazoa; Rotifera; Eurotatoria; Philodinida; Philodinidae
Source: the annotation of a GenBank genome assembly
AUGUCUUCAACAAUUCUAUCGACGCUUCGUGGAUUGGAUGAUGAUAAUGAGAAGGAACUGAAGUCUUACUUCGAUGAUAUUAUGAGCAGAGCACCAGCAGAUGAUCAUGAAUAUCUAGGCGAGAUUGUGAAUGCACUUAUUCAGAUAAGUUCGAAGUGUAUCCAUAUUAUUGAUCAUCCAUUCUUCAUUCGUAUUCGAAAUAAAUUUAUUGAUAAUCUUGAAAAGUCCGCUGAUAAUUUUACUCUAUCAUGUCGCAUCGGUGAAUUAUUCUCUCAACUAACAAAUCAUACUAACGAUAAAAAUAUCCAACUUGUUCGUGAGUUCUUUGCGGAUUCGAAUCUCACUGAAUGUUUAAUUGAAUCUCUCACUAAUCUCUCGCCCACAGCCAAUGAUCAUCUAAUUGGUAGUAUUGAACAUAUGAUUGAUGCAUAUCAAAAAUUUCAAGACGAUCGUCCAACUAUUCAAGAUGAUCCAGUUCUUUCAACAUUGAUCAUGCCUAUUGUCAACUUUUUCAAAUCAAAUGAAUAUAAAAAUUCAUUUUUUCAAUUAUCAGCUAAACAAGAUCAAUUGACAUCUUUUCAAAAACUCAUUCUUGUGACAUGUCCAACAUAUAUUAAAGCCUAUUGGGGGCAACUUCAAGAAGAAAUUUUCUCUGCAAUAGCACAAGUCACAUUGACUCGUUCGUCUGAAAUCUUCGAACAUUUUUUACCAUCAAUUGAUAAUUGGCAAGAGCCAGUCAUCUGGUCUAUCUAUUCACUGAUUUUACUUUGUCAAAGAUGUGGUAAUGAAAAUCUUCUACCAGCUUACGAUUUACAACAUAAAAAAAUUCUUGAUUAUGUACUGAAUAUUGUUCAAGGAAAAGAAUUAUGGGAUGUUGCGAAUCAAGAUUCAACUUCAGACAAGCGUCAAUAUCGAGUGAAUCGACUUUUUUGCUAUAGUACUCUUUACAUAUAUACUACAACAUUCUUACCAGAACUUCGUGAUAAACUAAAAGAAAAUAAUAUUACACCACUUCUGAUCAGACUUACUAAAGCGAAGUAUGAUAAAACUCAAUUUCAUGCUUAUCGAACAUUAGCCGCUGUUCUUACUGAUAAUGAUAUUAAACAAUUGGCGAAUCCAGCUCAAAUUAUCACUGUAUUCAUUACUUAUAUGAAAAAAACGAUUGAUGUCAUCGUACUAAGACAACGGUUAGAAAAUUUACUUCUCACUUUGAAAAUUCUCAUUCAACAUGAUCAAAUUCGAGGGGAAUUUGCCAGGCAAACGGAUGGUUUACCUCUUCUCUUGCGAUGUGCCACUGAAUUUCAAUUUGAAGGUACAAAAAUACAAUUACGUUCACUGAACAUUCUCAUGUCACUCACUUUUAACAAUGAAAUCAAGGUUUUACUUGAGAAUAAUAGCACUUUUAUUCAGUAUCUACGAACACUGGUCACUUCUUCGAAAUCGCCUGAAUUACAAAAAAUUGUCGAUGGUAUUUUAUGGCGAUUAUUUUCAAAAUAUGAAACAACUGAAACGAAAUUUCAAUACGAUGUAAUGAUAUCAUAUUCUCAUAAGGACAAAGAUCUAUGCCAUCAAAUACACAAAGCUCUCGUUGCCGAUAAUUUCCGCGUAUGGAUCGAUCUUGAACGAAUGCAUGGUAUCAUGAUGCAAGCAAUGGCUGAAGCAAUUGAACAAUCUCGUUAUAUUCUCAUCUGUAUGAGUGAUAGUUAUGCUGUCAGUCCUUAUUGUCAAGCUGAAGCACAGUAUGCAUUUGAAAAGCGACGUAUCUUGAUUCCAUUGCGAGUUCAAAUAGGUUAUAAACCACAAGGUUGGCUAGCCUUUACAAUAUCUGGUCGAAUGUAUGUGGAUUUUAUCAAAUUGAAUUUCGAGACUGCUUAUGCUCAACUUAUGUCACAAUUUCAUCAAAAUCCAGUUGAUGAAAAAGAUGUUGCACCAAGAUUAUCACAACCAAACACCACUGUUCUAAUAAUGUCUUCAACAAUUCUAUCGACGCUUCGUGGAUUGGAUGGUGAUAAUGAGAAGGAGCUGAAGUCUUACUUCGAUGAUAUUAUGAGCAGAGCACCAGCAGAUGAUCAUGAAUAUCUAGGCGAGAUUGUGAAUACACUUAUUCAGAUAAGUUCGAAGUGUAUCAAUAUUAUUGACCAUCCAUUCUUUAUUCGUAUUCGACAUGCAUUUAUUAAUAAUCUUAAAAAAUCCGCUGAUAAUUUUACUCUAUCAUGUCGCAUUGGUGAAUUAUUCUCUCAAGUAACAAAUCAUACCAACGAUAAAAAUAUCCAACUUGUUCGUGAGUUCUUUGCGGAUUCGAAUCUAACUAAAUGCUUAAUUGAAUCUCUCACUAAUCUCUCGCCCACAUCCAAUGACCAUCUAAUUGGUAGUAUUGAACAUAUGAUUGAUGCAUACCAUAAAUUUCAAGACGAUCGUCCAACUAUUCAAGAUGAUCCAAUUCUUUUGACAUUGAUCAUGCCUGUUGUUAACUUUUUCAAAUCAAAUGAAUAUAAAAAUUCAUUUUUUCAAUUAUCAACUAAACAAGAUCAAUUGACAUCUUUUCAAAAACUCAUUCUUGUGACAUGUCCAACAUAUAUUAAAUCCUAUUGGGGUCAACUUCAAGAAGAGAUUUGCUCUACAAUAGCACAAGUCACAUUGACUCGUGCGUCUGAAAUCUUCGAACAUUUUUUACCAUCGAUUGAUAAUUGGCAAGAGCCAGUCAUUUGGCCUAUCUAUUCACUGAUUUUACUUUGUCAAAGAUGUGCUAAUGAACAUCUUCUAUCAGCUUACGAUUUACAACAUAAGAAAAUUCUUGAUUAUGUACUGAACAUUGUUCAAGGAAAAGAAUUAUGGGAUGUAGCGAAUCAAGAUUCAACCUCAGACAACCGUCAAUACCGAGUGAAUCAACUUUUUUGCUAUAGUACUCUUUAUAUAUAUACUACAACAUUCUUACCGGAACUUCGUGAUAAACUAAAAGAAAAUAAUAUUACACCACUUCUAAUCAGACUUACUGAAGCGAAGUAUGAUAAAAUUCAGUUUCAUGCUUAUCGAACAUUAGCCGCUGUUCUUACUGAUAAUGAUAUUAAACAAUUAGCAAAUCCAGCUCAAAUUACAACUGUUUUCAUUACUUAUUUGAAAAAAACGAUUGAUGUCAUCGUACUAAGACAACGGUUGGAAAAUUUACUUCUCAUUCUCAUUCAACAUAAUCAAAUCCGAGGGGAAUUUGCCAGGCAAACAGAUGGUUUACCUCUUCUCUUGCGAUGUGCAACUGAAUAUCAAUUUGAAGGUACAAAAAUACAAUUACGUUCACUGAACAUUCUCAUGUCACUCAGUUUUAACAGUGAAAUCAAGGUAUUACUUGAGAAAAAUAGCACUUUUAUUCAGUAUCUACGAACACUGGCCACUUCUUCGAAAUCGCCUGAAUUACAAAAAAUUGUCGAUGGUAUUUUAUGGCGAUUAUUUCCAAUAUAUAAAACAACUGAAACGAAAUUUCAAUACGAUGUAAUGAUAUCAUAUUCUCAUAGAGACAAAGAUCUAUGCCAUCAAAUACACAAAGCUCUCGUUGCCGACAAUUUCCGCGUGUGGAUCGAUCUUGAACAAAUGCAUGGUAUCAUGAUGCAAGCAAUGGCUGAAGCAAUUGAACAAUCGCGUUAUAUUCUCAUCUGUAUGAGUGAUAGUUAUUGUGUCAGUCCUUAUUGUCAAGCCGAAGCACAGUAUGCAUUUGAAAAGCAACGUAUCUUGAUUCCAUUGCGAGUUCAAAUGGGUUAUAAACCGCAAGGUUGGCUAGCCUUUACAAUAUCUGGUCGAAUGUAUGUGGAUUUUAUCAAAUUGAAUUUCGAAACUGCUUAUGCUCAACUUAUGUCACAAUUUCAUCAAAAUCCAGUUGAUGAAAAAGAUGCUGCAUCGAGAUUAUCACAACCAAACGCUGAAGAUGCCGUAGUAGAGAGAAAAGAGUGUGUCGUCUACUCUUAUCCCAAGGAUGUACUUCAAUGGACUCCAGCUAAUGUUCGUGACUUUUUACUUGAUAAGCAGCUUAAUCAAAUGGUACCAAUAUGCCAAUUCAUGGAUGGAAAAAUAUUAAUAGAUUUAUAUAAGUUAUGCUGUAAUAAUUCUCCAUUAAUGUUGCAAACGCUUCGUUCUGAAACAAAGGAAUUACAUGCUGCAUCAUUAUCGACUAAUACGUAUUUGAUGUUUCUCAAUGAAAUGAAGCAGCUAUUACCGAAAGAUGGCAGUAGUAAUAGCACAUCUCAAUCACAACUUUGUACACUGAUAUAA